Molecule: messenger RNA, 6778 nt
Organism: Paralichthys olivaceus (Japanese flounder)
Lineage: Eukaryota; Metazoa; Chordata; Actinopteri; Pleuronectiformes; Paralichthyidae
Source: RefSeq, a predicted model, not a curated record
UGCAGGGACUCCGCGGAGCGCUCAUGUCCCAGCAGUGCACUUCACCACCGCCCAGAGACCAUCUACUCAAGAGCCGGGGAUAAUAGCGUUGGAUGAGGCAGGCGGACCGGAGGCGGAAAGCCCGGAGUGACCUGAGGAAUACAGUAUUACUACAGGACUGCAGGCUGCCGCACUCCUCUCUGAACGUGGACAAUCAUGCAUGUGCUCUUCUGGGGCUUGGGGUUGCUACUAUUCCCUGAUUUUUUGAAUGUAGUCGCAUCUACGGGGAGAUUACUUUUGAAUUCAAGUACAGUAAAAGAGGAGGUGGGCGCCUAUGAGAUUGUAACACCGCUGCGAGUGAAUGAAGCCGGUGACAAGUUUCCAACCAGCGUGCACUUCAAGAGAAAAAGACGAAGUCUGGACGAGAGCACCGGCAACAGCACGGAUCACUGGGCCUCGCCAAACAUCCACUACAGGAUAUCUGCUUUCGGACAGAGCUAUCACCUCAACCUCACGCUGGACUCGGGAUUUAUUGCACCUUUCUACACUGUGACAAUACUCGGAGUACCCCGAGGGGACAACAUAACGGAUUUUGCAACAGAUGGGGAGGUGGAGGAGGAGGAGAACACGGAGUUAAGGCACUGCUUCUAUAAAGGACAUGUCAAUGCACAAGCAGAGCACGCCGCGGUCAUCAGCUUGUGCUCCGGACUGCUUGGCACUUUCAGGUCUCCAGAAGGGGAGUAUUUUGUGGAGCCCCUACACAGCUAUCAAGGAGAACACUAUGAAGAGGAACACACAAAACCUCAUAUUGUUUACAAGAAGAGUGUACCCAAAAAACAGACAUCUGGGGAGAACUCAGCUUGUGACAUUUCAGGACACAAACACAGACAAAAGAGGCACAAGCUGAAGCGAAGGCCAGCGGCUGAGGUGAACACUGUGUCCGAAGCAGCCCCAGUGGUCAGCGGCGGUAUAUUCGGUGAUGUGGAGUCGUUGACUUCCAGCCUGAUCGGCGAUGCUUUACUCAGAUCAGAGAGCAGCAGCAGUGCCAGCGCUAGACCAUCAAAUGAUAGCAGCGGUGACUCAGGACCUCACAGGAGAUCAAAACGCUUCCUCUCCUACCCGCGCUUUGUUGAAGUAAUGCUGGUGGCUGACAGCAAAAUGGUGGAGCAUCAUGGCAGCAACUUGCAGCACUACAUGCUCACAUUAAUGUCCAUAGUGUCUUCCAUCUACAAGGACCCCAGCAUUGGCAACCUGAUUAACAUUGUGAUUGUAAAAUUAGUCAUAAUAAACAAUGAGCCGGAGGGUCCAGUCAUUUCAUUUAAUGCACAGACCACUUUAAAGAACUUCUGCAUUUGGCAGCAGAGUCAGAACAUCCUGGAUGACAACCACCAUUCCCAUCACGACACAGCCAUCCUCAUCACCAGGCAGGACAUCUGCAGAGCAAGGGACAAGUGUGACACCUUAGGACUUGCCGAGUUGGGCACAGUGUGUGAUCCAUACAGGAGCUGCAGCAUCAGCGAGGACAACGGACUCAGCACUGCGUUCACCAUCGCCCAUGAACUUGGCCACGUGUUCAACAUGCCUCAUGACGACAGUAACAAGUGCAAGGAGGAUGGGGUUAAGAUUCAGCAACACGUGAUGGCGCCCACGCUGAACUACAAUACAAACCCUUGGAUGUGGUCCAAGUGUAGCAGGAAGUACAUCACAGAGUUCCUCGACACAGGAUAUGGGGAAUGCUUGCUUGACGAGCCUGUUUCUAGGCCGUACAGUCUCUCGCAGCAGCUGCCUGGACGGAUAUACAAUGUCAAUAAACAGUGCGAAUUGAUAUUUGGGCCGGGGACGCAGGUGUGCCCUUAUAUGACUCAGUGUCGGAGGUUGUGGUGCACCAGCCCAGAGGGUGCCCAGCAGGGAUGCAGGACCCAACACAUGCCUUGGGCAGAUGGCACAGAUUGCUCCCCCGGAAAGCACUGCAAGCAUGGCCUGUGUAUAGCCAAAGAGCACGAUGCCACACCUGUGGAGGGGGCGUGGGGAGUUUGGAGCCCUUUCGGUACCUGUUCACGGACAUGCGGCGGGGGCAUCAAGAUCGCUGUGCGCGAAUGCAACCGACCUGUGCCCAGGAAUGGAGGAAUGUAUUGUGUUGGUCGCCGGAUGAAGUUUCGUUCCUGCAACUCUGAGCCCUGCUCAAAGCAGAAGAAGGACUUUAGGGAGGAGCAAUGUGCUGCCUUUGACGGCAGGCACUUCAACAUCAACGGUCUACCUCCAAACGUUCGCUGGGUGCCCAAGUACAGCGGAAUCUUGAUGAAGGACAGGUGUAAGCUGUUCUGCAGGGUGGCAGGCAGCACGGCAUACUAUCAGCUCAGGGACCGGGUUAUUGAUGGCACGCCGUGUGGACCUGAUACCAACGACAUCUGUGUCCAGGGCCUGUGCAGGCAAGCGGGCUGUGACCAUGUAUUGAACUCUAAAGCCAGGAGGGACAAAUGUGGUGUGUGUGGAGGUGACAACUCAUCCUGCAAAACUGUGGCAGGCACCUUCAACAUUGUCCGCUAUGGCUAUAAUGAAGUAGUGCGAAUACCCAGUGGUGCUACAAAUAUAGAUGUGCGUCAACACAGCUACUCAGGGAAACCAGAUGAUGACAACUACCUCGCUAUAUCAACUAGCCGUGGAGAAUUCCUGCUUAAUGGAGAGUUUGUGGUCAGCAUGUUCAAAAGGGAAAUUAAAGUGGGAAAUGCCGUCAUCGAAUACAGUGGCUCUGACCAUGUCAUUGAGAGGAUCAACUGCACUGAACGUAUUGAAGAGGAGAUCAUUGUCCAGGUGCUGUCUGUGGGGAAUCUCUACAACCCAGAUGUCAGGUACUCCUUCAACAUCCCUAUAGAGGACAAACCUCAGCAGUUCUUCUGGGAUGCCUAUGGGCCCUGGCAGGAGUGCAGCCGCCUGUGCCAAGGAGAGCGGAAGAGGAAGAUUCUCUGUAGCAGAGAGUCAGACAGGGUGGUGGUGUCUGACCAGAGGUGUCACGGUACAGCCAGACCUGCCAUCAUCACUGAGCCCUGCAAUACUGAAUGUGAACUCAGGUGGCACGUGGCCCGUAAGAGUGAGUGCACAGCUCAGUGCGGUGUUGGAUAUCGUACCCUGGAAAUAUACUGUGCCAAAAUCAGCCGUACAGAUGGAAAGACCCAGAAAGUUGAUGACCGCUACUGUAGUGGUCUGCGCAAACCUGACGACAAGGAAGGUUGCCACGGGGACUGUAACCCGGGUGGCUGGGAGUACUCGCCUUGGUCAGAGUGCUCCAAGAGCUGUGGUGGGGGCACCCGCCGUCGAGGGGCAGUGUGUCGAAAGGCAGCUGAGGCCGGUGGUGAUGAGAGUAAAUGCAGUCAAAGGGACAAGCUGACCGUCCAACCCUGCAAUGAAUUCCUCUGUCCACAAUGGAAGACUGGUGACUGGUCUGAGUGCCUUGUGACAUGCGGGAAAGGCUACAAGCACCGUCAGACGUGGUGUCAGUUUGGUGAGGAUCGUCUUGAUGAUCGCUUCUGUGGCUUGUCUAAACCUGAGUCAGUGCAGACGUGCCAGCAGCAGGAGUGCGCCUCUUGGCAGGUUGGACCCUGGGGACAGUGCACUACCUCGUGUGGGCCAGGCUACCAAAUGAGAGCUGUGAAGUGUGUGGUCGGCUCUUAUGGUGCUGUCAUGGACGAUACUGAAUGUAACGCUGCCACCCGACCCACAGACACCCAGGACUGUGAACUGGCUCAGUGUCCCAGCAGCCACCCUGUUCCCCCAGGGACCAAAGUCCCCUCCCAUCAGACCCACAAAACCCAGUGGCGGUUUGGUUCCUGGACUCAGUGUACUGCCAGCUGCGGUAAAGGUACACGGAUGCGCUAUGUGAGCUGCCGUGACAACCAGGGCGGUGUGGCAGAGGAGUCGGCUUGCGCCCACCUACCAAAGCCCCCUGCCAGAGAAGUUUGCUCAGCAGUGGCUUGCGGACAGUGGAAAGUGCUGGAAUGGACAGUGUCCCUCGCUGGUCAGGACAGCACCGCACGCUGGGCCACGUACCCGUUCAACUCUGAGCCUGUCGCUUCCCAUCUAUCCCCGCAUGCAACGCCCCCCUUUGAUUAUCCAAGCACGGUCCAGCCCCUCUCCACUCCCUCCUCAUACCUUUCUGUUCACCUCCUCCUCUCCUCUGACAUCUUACAGUGCUCAGCCUCCUGCGGACGGGGCUUCAAGUCCCGUAAGGUGAGCUGUGUGACCGGGUCAGGCCGCCCGGUCCCCGAGGAGAACUGCCUGCACCUGUCCCCCAAACCCGGCAAGCAGAGGCGCUGCAGAGGAAGACGAUGCCCCAAGUGGAAGACUGGCAACUGGGGAGAGUGCUCUGUGUCCUGUGGAGACGGGCUCCAGCGUCGGGAGGUCGUCUGUCAGCUUGGAGACCGACGCAGUCCUCUGGAAAGCGGCUGCUCUCAGCGCUCCAGACCCACGUCCAGCCAGAGCUGCCGGGCCGCUGACUGUCCCUCCCGGUACCGCUGGAGAGAAGGAGAGUGGCAGCCGUGUAGUAACUCAUGUGGUGUGGGCCACAGACAGCGAGCUUUGCAGUGCGUUGACCACAACCAGCAGGAGGUCCACAAGAUGUACUGUGUGAACCAGAUCAGACCUCCACACAUAGAGAGCUGCAACACCCACGCCUGUGAAUUCAUCUGGAUCACAGGGGACUGGACUGAGUGCUCGGCCAGCUGUGGCCAGGGCUACCGCCAUCGUCUGAUCUCCUGCAGCGAGGUGCAUGUGGAGAAUGACAACUAUGAGUACGGCCAUCAGUCUUUGUCCAACUGCCCUGGGACCCCUCCUGAGAGCUACAUGCCUUGUAAUCUGGACCCGUGCCUGCCGCCACAGGAGUGGAGGGUUGGAAUCUGGGGAGAGUGUUCAGUGAACUGUGGUAAUGGAGUCAUGGAGAGGACGGUGCAGUGCCUGUCAGCAGAUGGUCAGGAAAGCAGUAGGUGUUCUCCAGACGCCAAGCCAGAAGCCAGAGAAGUCUGCAGAAAUCCAAACUGCCGUUUGCCUUCCAGCUGUCAGGAGGUCCAGAACAGGAACGGGCUUCUCCCUGACAGCGAACACUUUCUCAAUUUUCAAGGAAAAUCUCUCAAGGUAUACUGUGCAGGAAUGCAGACAGAGACUCCUCAGGAGUACAUCACCUUGAUGAUGGGAGAAGGGGAGAAUUUUUCCGAGAUCUUUGGCUUCAGGCUGAAUGACCCCACCCAGUGCCCAGCAAAUGGCUCCAGAAGAGCAGACUGCGACUGUCGGAGAGAUUACACCACUGCUGGCAUCACCACCUUCUCCAAAGUUCGCCUGGACAUCAGCAAGAUGAACAUCAUCACUACAGACUGGCAGUUUGCGUUCACCCGUGAAGGCAAGAGAGUUCCAUUCGCCACAGCUGGAGACUGCUACAGCGCCGCCCGUUGUCCACAGGGUCAGUUCAGGAUCAACCUCUCAGGAACAGGUCUGAAGGUGGCUGACGACACCUCGUGGAUCUCACAGGGCAACUACGCAGUGGCUGAUGUGCGGAAAUCACAGGAUGGUAGCAGAGUGUCAGGAAUGUGUGGAGGCUACUGUGGCAAAUGUACACCGUCCUCUGGCUCCAGUCUGCCUGUAACCAUGGAAACCACCUGAUGCUAUCAAACAGCAUCUAUUCUCCUUCAUCUCAGCAGCAGUUCUCUCCAGGUGCUCGUCGUGCCCACAAGUCCCUCCUCUUUGUUGCUGCAGUCCACUCACAGCUCAAACCCGUCCUUCACACGACCUCUGUUACACCCACGUGUGUAUAAUGUAAAUGAAUCAGGUGUAAGUACUGUACAUAGCAGGAUCAAAAUGUCUUAUUUAUUGUACCCUCCAUUUAUUUUUGUAUCAUAAUGUGUAAUUUAACUGUUAGUGAACACAGCACACUUUCCAUUCAGAAGAUUUUGUUUUUAUGUGCCACAAUGUGCUUUCCAUGUUGGAUAUGGAUUUUGCAGUACUGUCGUUACUCCAUAAGUUGUGUUUGAUCCAGUGAUGUCAUCAUUAUAAUGGUCUGCAGUCCUGUUGUUUAUAUGCAGCGAGGUGUCUCUAUCAGUGGGUCUUUUUUCUAUCAUCCUCUGGAGCACAGGUGCUAGAAUCCUGUACAACACUGUGUUGUAUAAGCAGCUCUUUAAAAAGACGUUUUGGUUCAGUGAAGUGUUUUUUUAUUUUUUUUAUUUGUCUCAUUUAGUCAGAUGUUUCCAGUCCACAUGUCCGUCCAGUCUCAACUGUGCUUUUAUUAGCUGUCAUUCCAGCUACGUUGCUCUUACCUCAGUAAACCUCUGCGGUGUUUGUAGCCGAUCACAUUCAAACCCACUGGAUGUGCCCGUCUGCAUCUGUCCAGCUGUUUACUGCAGCUGCAGUCGUGUCAGAUCGGAGAGAGGAGAGCUCAGGCGGGUGAACUGUAGUACAUUCUCAUUAACUGGGCUUUUUUAGGGUCAGCUGUGAUAAUAACACUGCAGGAAAAAGCCAGGUGUGACUUCCAUGACUCCAACACCUGCUACACUCGUAUUGUUAAUGUGACUUCAAGUCGUUUUACAGAAUGUGGAAAAAACCCUCUGGGAAUAAAGUCACUUCAUUUUCUUUUAAGUUAGUAGAAAAUAUUUGGUGAAAUAGUUUGAUACACGAACAGUAUUUCCUCUGAAAUGUGACCCAUACGUCAGAACAAGUGUGUGUUCAGGUGUUUGAAGACAAAUUCAGUGUCGUAGGAAACAACAGACAUAAACAUGUGUGCACGUGUGUGUUUGUACCUUUUCCAGUACAAACACUGACC